AUGGCGAAAAGGGUCGUCCAAGAACAAUGGCUGCAGCCGUGGAUUAUUUGUUUAACGAUUUUGACAUUCAGGGGGAUUACUGCUCAAAUACGUUAUUCUGUUAACGAAGAAGUGAAAAAGGGCACUGAGCUUGGAAACGUGGCCAAAGACCUUGGAUUAGAUCUCGGAAGACUAGUGGAGAGAAAUCUUCGCGUGGUCUCAGGAACAAAGCUGGACUUUUUUAGAAUAAACCCAGAAGAUGGACGUUUGUCAGUGAACAGUCGAGUGGACAGAGAGGACUUGUGCGCAAAAACCGUUCCGUGUAUAAUUAAUCUGAAGGCUGUGGUGGAAAAUCCUUUGGAAAUGCACCAGUUAAUAGUUGAAAUACACGAUAUAAAUGACAAUGCUCCCAGGUUUCCAGACGAAAAAUACACAGUUGAAAUACUUGAAUCUGCCGUAGUUGGGUCGCGGUUUCAGUUGGAAGGAGCACACGAUUUAGAUGUAGGCAUAAAUUCAUUACAUUCGUACAAAAUGAUCCACAACCAAUAUUUUCGCCUGGAAACUGAAGAAUUUGGGGAGGAUGGAAAAGUACCAUUUCUCAUUUUACAAAGACAGUUAGACAGAGAGGACAAAGCCCAGCAUGCGCUUCAGAUUACAGCUUCAGAUGGAGGCAAACCACCCAAAUCAAGCACUAUAAACAUUACUAUUGUUGUAUCUGACAUAAAUGAUAACCCGCCAAUUUGCAGUAAACAGAAAUAUACAGUAACAGUCAAGGAAGAUGCGCCUAUAGGAACGUUUCUGCUGAUAGUAAACGCCUCGGACGCUGACUCGGGGGCAAAUGGUGAGAUAGAAUACUCUAUAAGGAGUAAGUUCCGUGGGCUUUCUUCAGAGCCAUUUGACUUAGACAGUAAAACUGGAAGGUUGAGUGUUAAGAGUAAGCUUGACUUUGAAGAAAAGCAACUUUAUGAGAUAAAGGUUGUUGCUGCAGAUAAAGGCGCUGUGCCUCUGUCUACGCACUGCAACGUGAUCGUAACGGUACAAGACGUGAAUGACAACCCACCAGAAAUAGACAUUACUUCACUCUCUGGUCGCAUUGCUGAAAAUGCUCCACUGGGCACAGUAGUUGCUCUAAUGGCGGUGACCGAUCGGGACUCAGGCUUAAACGGUGAAGUUACCUGCACUAUUGCCACUGAUUUACCGUUUGAUUUAAAACAGUCAGCUGAUGGCCUCUCAUACUCACUGGUAACUAAGGACAAAUUGGAUAAGGAACUAAUAAAAACCUACAGUAUUACGAUUAGUGCAAAAGAUUCAGGAAACCCUCACCUGACAUCCUCAAAAGACAUACACGUAAAUGUAAUCGAUGUAAAUGACAACUGCCCGAUGUUUUCUCAAAGUCCCUACAUAUUUCAUGUUUUUGAAAACAACGAACCAGGAUCCUCUAUACUCUCAGUGUCUGCAACUGAUACCGAUGAUGGGGAAAACGCUGUAGUUUCAUAUUCACUAGACACUAAGGGACAAGUGGGAUCAUUUUUAAACAUAAACGGAGAAAGUGGCACAAUUUCUGCGCUGAAAAGCUUUGACUUUGAGACAUUAAAGUCGUUCCAGUUUCAAGUGGUGGCCUCAGACUCUGGGACUCCGUCACUGAGCAGCAACGUGACAGUGCACGUGUUCAUUCUGGAUCAGAACGACAACGCUCCAGUCAUUCUGUAUCCAGUCAGCUCUAACGGUUCUGCUGAAGGAGUGGAGGAGAUCCCCCGCAAUGUGAACGCGGGACACUUGGUGACUAAAGUCAGGGCCUAUGAUGCUGAUAUCGGAUAUAACGGCUGGCUGCUGUUUUCACUGCAGCAAGUGACUGACCACAGUCUGUUUGGGUUGGACCGCUACACAGGACAGAUCAGGACACUUCGCUCUUUGACAGAGACAGACGAGGCCGAGCACAAACUCGUCAUACUGGUCAAAGACAAUGGCAACGUGUCCCUGUCAGCUACAGCUACUGUGCUUGUCAAAGUGGUGGAGCCCAGAGAGGCUUUUGCAGCUUCUGAUGUUAAGAGCUCCACUAAAGACUCUGAGGACACUAAUGUGACUUUUUACCUCAUGAUAACUCUGGCCUCAGUCUCAGCUCUGUUCAUUAUCAGUAUCAUUGUGCUGAUUGCAAUGCAGUGCUCCAAGUCCAGCACUGACUACACGUCCAAGUACUUACAGGACACAAACUAUGACGGGACUCUGUGCCACAGCAUCCAGUACAGAUCUGGAGACAAGCGCUACAUGUUAGUUGGACCCAGAAUGAGCGUAGGAUCCACUAUAGUCCCAGGGAGUCAAGCCAACACACUGGUGCUGCCUGACAGGAGGAGGCCCUCUGAAGAGGAGUGA
Messenger RNA from Periophthalmus magnuspinnatus, 2349 nucleotides. Its product is annotated as protocadherin alpha-3-like. The record is from RefSeq and is a predicted model, not a curated record. The coding region runs from base 1 to 2349 and encodes 782 amino acids. Gene Ontology annotation, molecular function: calcium ion binding. Gene Ontology annotation, cellular component: plasma membrane. The transcript is spliced from 2 exons. Gene Ontology annotation, biological process: homophilic cell-cell adhesion. NCBI's taxonomy places the organism in Eukaryota, Metazoa, Chordata, Actinopteri, Gobiiformes, Gobiidae.